Molecule: messenger RNA, 5754 nt
Organism: Anastrepha ludens (Mexican fruit fly)
Lineage: Eukaryota; Metazoa; Arthropoda; Insecta; Diptera; Tephritidae
Product: polyhomeotic-proximal chromatin protein-like
Exons: 4
Coding region: 92-4702 (1536 amino acids)
Biological process (GO): microtubule cytoskeleton organization
Cellular component (GO): microtubule
Molecular function (GO): microtubule binding
Source: RefSeq, a predicted model, not a curated record
UUCAGUGCACACAGCUACCAACAACGGUCUAGGCACAACAAAAACCAGCAUCACGAACAUACAACAACAAACUAGUCAAAAUAUAAAUAAAAUGUUGCCUCCUGCACAGGUGCAUUAUCAACAGCAACAGCAGCAGCAACAACAACAGCAACAACAGCAAAAUGUGAUAAAGAAUGUGACAAACAAUGCAAGCAUCAAAAUAAUCCAGCAACAACAAGAACCACAACAACAACAGCAGCAGCAGCCACAGUCCAGUCCCCUUGGCGUAGACAACAAAAUGUGGCGCAAAGAUGCUGAGCGUGUGCCACCAUUGCCACAAGCCGUAACGACAACAACAACAGCUAUAACAACAAUUGCCGGUGAGGAUAACAAUGUGGCAACACCUACUUGGACGACGGCAAGUAGCGGCAGUGGAAUGAGUCACCAACAAACCGCCAGCCGGUAUAUAAAUCGUUCGCUCUCUUCGCCAGUGAAGAAGCAGCAACCGAAUUUCAAAGAUGAUCCGACUGGAUACCUGCAACAACAGACAGCGUUGCUGCAUAGUUCAAUGAUGAAUGUCGCUAUGGGCGAAGAAGAAGAAGAAGAAGAAGAUGAUGAUGCAGAAGAAGAAGAAGAAGAAGAUUUGCUAGAGGCAGAUGCGUGUGCAGAGGAGGAGGCAGAGUUGACAGAGGAUAUGGAUGAGCCAGAGGACACAGAUGAUUACGAAAGUGUGGCUGAAGAAGAUAAGGAGAUUAAGUUGAAACACAACUGCAAUGACGAUGGCAAUGGCAGCGUUGAUGCAACCAUGCAGUUAAACGUGCAACACAUCCAGCAGGAGGCAGCAGGCACGACGAUUGGUGAGAAGAAACCACAGGCCACUUAUGUCAAAAAGAUUUACGUGCAGAAUGGUGUUGCGCACUAUCAGCAGCAGACACAACAGCAACAGCAGCAAGCAGUUACCCAACAGGAGACCACGUUUUAUCGACCACAACAACAACAGCAACAGCAACGUAAGGCACAACAAACGGCUACUCAGCAGCAACAAAUCAUUGUUUCGGCUAGUCAAGCGCAGUUGCAACAGCAGCAGCAACAACAGUUACAACAAGCACAACUGCAACAGCAACAUCACCAACAGUUAAAACAAAUGCCCGUAGUUUCAAUUAACGGCCAGCUGCUAGUGCCAACUUCUAUGGCAUCGGACGGUGGGGCAAAUUUCACACUGACAUUGAAGCCACAGCAACAACAACAACAGCAGCAACAGCAACAAAUACAGUUAAUGCAACAACAAAACAUCAUAUUCCGGCAGCAGUCAUCGCAACAACAACAACAACAACAAUCGCAAAAACCGAACGUCGUGCCAAUUGCUCAAGAAUCGCCGGUCUCCUCCAGCACCGCCUUUGCGCGCUCCACGCCCGAGUCCCAGCGCCAUACACCGAGGCCCGAACAAGUCGGCGCUAUUUCCACUAGCAAUGAGAGCCCACUGCCAUGUCCCUCGCCAGCCGACUCGGUUGAGUCGGGAAGCUCACGCGCCUCUUCCACUAAAACAACAGCAUCGCCUUCGCCAAUGCAACAGCAGCAACAAAAACAACAACAACACAUUUCACAAGCUAGCAACAACCAGGUGGUACAAAUGCGCGUACAGCAACAACAGCCACAACAGCAGCCUACGCCGCAGAUACGCAUAAUACGCCAGGCACCACAGCAGCAACAACAACAGCCGCAACGCAUUGCUGUUGCACGCAGCGCGCUAACAUCCAUAGCUGGCAGUCGCGCCAUCACAUCCACAACCGCCACCACUACUACCGCAACUGUAGCAGCAGCCGCGACCGUAACCGCUAGUCAGCAGCAUUUGGUAGAGGCACAAAAGUUACAAGCCGCAGUACAGAAGGCAACGCCAAGCAACACAAUUCCGUUACAGCUGCCCAGCAGCCAGAUUAUCAUGACAUCCACCGGUCAGCUGAUUGUGAUGCCGACCAAUGGUAAGCCGACGGCACAAUUACAACAACAACAGGCGCAGGGUCAACAACAACUACUAAUUACUACAACUGCCGGUAACAAUGGUGCAACCGGUGGCGCCGGGCAAACGCCGACAGGCAAUGUUAUUAUUCAGCAUCAGCAUCACCCACAGAAUCAACUAGAGGUGCUGGGAGGUCACCAGCAACUGACCACCGCAAAUGGUAGCAUCAUAUUACAAAAUGGACAACAACACCAGCACCAAGGUGGCUACAUUGUGGGACAGGCAUCCACAGCUGGCGCCACCACCACCACCGCCCAGUUGCAGCCAGCCACCGUAAUACUCAAUUCAGCUGGUCAAAAUAUAUUGACCACAAGCAAUGGCACCAAAGUAGCGCUGGCGACAACCACCAACACCGGCAACAUCAUUCACACUGGUGGUCAACAGCUAAUUGCAGGCAAUCAACUGCUGACCACCGCACAGAAUGCCGCCACAGCGGCCACCACCGGCCUGCUGCAUGGCCAGCAAGCAGUCGUACUAAAUACGUUGCCGAAUGGUGGCUACGUCAUACAACAACAGCAGCAGCCUGCUGCACAACAACAAUUUGCCACACUGGAUGGUCAGGUGGUUAGUCAGCUUGUGCAACAGGCGGACGGCACCACAGCCUACGUGCAACAAACGCAGCAACAGCACACGCAGCAAAGCCCACAAGCGCAACAGCAAGCCCAGCAAACGCAGCGCAUCAUUAUAACUUCGCCAGAUGUGAAGAGGCGCGCAAAAAAGCGUAAGAGCUCCACAGGCAGCGUCUCGCCCACAAGUACGCCCACCACUAGCCUUUCGCCACAAAUCUCCCCAACUAUACCCAAUCAAACAACUAUUAUACAACAACAAGCAGCCGCCGCCGCCGCUGCUGCAGCCGUGGCCGUGCAGCAACCACCGCCACCACCACCACCGCCACAGCCGCAAGUCGUACAAAUCGCAUCUGCCGCACCACCACAAUACCAACAACAAUUCCAACUUAGUCCCGGCAUACAGGGGAUUGUGGUUAACAAGGCGGCUACAACUACGACAGCCCAGCCACAGCAAAUCAUCUUGCAGAAUGGGCAAAUCAUACAGCCAAUGAAUCUCAUUGGACAGCAGCUAAUUGUGCCCACUGGCCUGAUGAUGGCACCCGAUACCACACUGCUGCAAAUCCAGAAUGUCGGGGCUUGUGGACCAAGCAUACUCACCACCACACCGCAGGGCACCACAAUGAUGUUGCGCACUCCCUCGCCCCAAAAUAAACAAUUCAUCUCGCCCACAGCCGCUGGGCAGCAAUUCAUUGUCGGCAGCAAUGGGCAAUUGAGUCCAAUUGGACAAAUUUAUUCGACACCAAUGGGCUUAGUAAUGCCGACAGCACAACAGCAAGCCGGAACUGCCACGUACGUGCAGCAGAAUGCGACCAUACAAGUGCAACAGCAUCCGCAAGCACAACAGCAUCAGCAUCAGCAACAACAGGCACAGCCGCAGGUGCAACAACAGCACGUGUCAGCACAACAGCAACAACAUCAUCAGCAUCAUCAUGUAGCAAUUCAACCGGCUACCACCCCAAUGCAACAACAGCAGCAGCAGCAGCACCACCAACAACAGCAGCAUCAGCACGUAACUAUGCUGAGCUCCGAGCAAAUUGUUAUGGAAUCGGCAACAUCAUCAUCUUCAGCCACCACGUCGACCUCGUUGACAUCGUUAAGCCGCAGCGGUCAGCGUUCUGCUGCAGCUAGUCCACCGGACACCACUACGCACAGCCCGCGCAGCCCAGAGCGGCCACCAAGUCAUCGCAGUGGAGGCAGUGAUAUGGUGCAAUGCGUGUCUAGCUCGGAGCCGGAUGGUGCCGCUUCGCCGCAGAGUGCGGAUAGUCGUCAGUCGCCAUCGACGACAGAUGCUGAGAAAGGACUCGUCAUGUCAAGCGCAUAUCAAACCACAAAUAUUUACAAACCAUCGGAAGCGAAGAUACGACGCGUACAAACACCACCACAAAGCGUUGGCGGUGGAGUGGGUGGUAUGAGUGCUGGAAGCGUAGGCGGAGGUGGAGGAGGAGGAGUGGGUUUCACAAUCACCUCAGCCGCCACAUCUACAGCAUUGGCCACCACACUCCAACUUCAGCAGCAACAACAGCAACAACAACAUCAUCAUCAACAGCAGCAGCAUCAGCAGCACCACCAUCAACAGCAACUACAUCAACGUCAGCAGCAGCAGCAACAUCAUUCGCUACACCAGGACAUUGUUAUGAAGCCCGAUUCGCAUGCUACAUCAACAACAACAAUUGUGCAUGCAACAGCAGCCAAGCAAUUGCAACAGGCCACGGCCACAUCAACAACAACCACACCGCUCAACGGCAACUCGAACAACAACAACAAUUCAGCAAGCCCAAAUCGCAAUAAACGCAGUACCAAUUCCACGCAGCGUGCGCACAGCAACAACAAUAGCAUCACUGGCAGCGCCACCGGUGGUGGCACAACUGCCGGUGGUUACGCAAUUGUGCCAACAUCUGGUGGACCCACACACGCCAUAUCUACCACCAGCGCGCAGAAUAGCUUCAGCACACCGCCAACUACAUCUACAGCGCCACGCAGUAAGCCAAUACGUAUAGCACCUGCACCAGCACCACCAAGCGGCUCACCCAACAAAAACGCCACUGCUACGACCACCACAGCAACAACAGUGGCUCUUAGCCAAGCGCAGGCACAACAAGCCGCCGCUACGCAGCAGCUCUCGGCGCUGGGCAAAUGACACGGGGAGUCUUGCGCGCAGGUCUCAUGGUCCAUGCAAACUUACACGCUAGUCAUACACAAUAAAUAGUCAGAGGUGAUGAGAGCGCCUAUGGGCGUGAGCAAGGAUGCGGCGCGGUGAGUGAUGAAUGAGUGUAUCACAAAAAAGAAGUAGCAAGUGUUGAAUUAAAGAGUUGGGGCUCUAGAAUGACAGAUUACAAGAUAGCGAUUAGAGACUAGCGUGAGAGCACCGCUGAUUGUGACGCAACAAGUGGGCAAACAAGAAAGAGAACGGGGGAAAUAAUGAGUUAAAUUCGCUCGUUAGUAACAAAAAAACAUAAAAAACAUAAAAAUGGAAAACAAUAAAAUGAAACCAAAUGUCUACUUUUUACGUCAGCUCAAUAGCUGAUUCUGUUACAUUCACUGAGAGCGGGAUAGCGGUGGUUUGCGAAAAUCGCCACCCUCUGUAUUCUCUCUGCGACUAUGAGGCGACCGUUAAAGAUCAUUGGAGACUAUGCGGGAGUUAAAAAUUGCUGCUGCGAUUCAAAUGGUGUGUGUGAGAGAGAGAAUAGUGUGUGAUUUAUGCUGGCUAAAGAGUAGCGAAAUGCAGCUGGCUAUGUUAAACAUACAUACAUAUAUAAAAUACAUAGCAUAGUGAAAGGAAUUGAGAAAGCGUAUUGUGGAGAGCGUAGACAUGUUAAGAAGACGCAAAAAAUGCGUGUAAAAGUAAUUAUUAAUAAAUACAAAAUCACUCAACCAUAUGCAAAAUAUUACAUAUAAUAAAAUGUGUAUGCUAAUUCAGUAUUCAUAUACAUACAUACAUAUAUAUAUGUAUAUAUAUACCAGUAAACAUGUGUAUGCAGGCCGAUGCAUACCUACACUUAUUAGUAUAUAAGUAUAAAAUGUUGAUAAAAGAAGCAAACCACAUAAAAUUAAAGAUAAACAAGAAAGUUUGUUAUAAUUUAUUUAAUUUUCAUUUAUUUUAAUUUUUUUUGUGAUUUGUUCUGAACAAAUUAAGCAUCAAUGUCAAGACGAUUUACAACAAUGCAAAGUUUAUUUAUUAUAAAUGGAAAA